Molecule: messenger RNA, 4614 nt
Organism: Closterium sp. Yama58-4
Lineage: Eukaryota; Viridiplantae; Streptophyta; Zygnematophyceae; Desmidiales; Closteriaceae
Source: the annotation of a GenBank genome assembly
AUGACGGAUGCCAAAGACGGCGUUUCCUCGUUUGCCCACGCGUCUGGCACUGCCCCUGAACCUGCUGCUGAUGCUUCUGCGCUCGACCGCUCACAGUGGCAGACUCGCGAUGCUGCUGCACGCCUCGCUAUUCGCAAUCACCUGCCGAUCCCCGAGCACGCGCAUUUUGGCCAGCACAAGACUGCUAAGGCGCUGUAUGACGCUGUAGUUGCGCGCUACUCCUCCCCGGCCACUGCAGCCCUAGGUCGUCUCAUGCUACCCUACCUGUUCUCCGACCUGUCCUCCUUUGACACUGCUGAGGACCUCAUCGCUCACCUGCGCGCUAGUGACGCUCGCUGUCGGUCCGCCCUUAAGGACGAGUUCCUCGCCAAGAACACCCCUCCGAUGUACUUUACGCUUUACUUCAUUGUCACCCGCCUCCCUGACACGCUUCGCUCGGUCAGGGACCGCUUCCUCGCUCUAGAUCCUACCGCUCUCUCCGUCGACGACUUCGCGACGCAGCUUCUCGCAGCUGAGAAGACCAUGCGGCUCGUGGCACUCCUCGCACUCCCCUCUUUGAGGGAUGCUCCCCCUCCCCCCUUACCCCCUCCCACGCCUCUGCUGUUGCUGCUGUCAACUUUCUUGGUGCUCAGAAGGUCGCAGCUGCUUCUGCUCCUGGUGGGAAGCGCAGCGGCCCCAAGGGAAGCAGGGGCGGCAGGGGUGGUGGAGGUGGCGGUGGAGGGGGCGGUGGUGGAGGCGGCGGGGGAGGUGGAGGUGGUGGGGGUGGUCGUGGGGGGUGGAGGUGGUGGUUGGGGUGGCGGUACCGGAGGCAGUGGCGGUGGCAGCGGCGGUGGUGGGGGAGGAGCCGGUGGUGGUGGCAGCGGCGGUGGCCAGGGACAGCAGCAGCAGCAGCAGCAGCACCAACACCAGCCCCCCUCGUCCCAGCAGCUCCAUGACUGGUAUGCUGGGCGUGGGGCGUCUGGGGGUUUGGUUCCCUGCACCUACAUCAUUCGAGCAGGUCCCCGUACUGGCUGCCCUUGCAAUGGUCCGCACACUGAGUAUCGCUGCUUUGCUAGGCUUAGUGACGCCUGGCGCGUCAAGUUUCCUACGGCAACUGAGUUCCCCAACUGGGCAGAUCUGCUUAGGCGUGGUGUUCCUAUCUUUGAUCUUGACUAUGAUGCUAUUCUUGCUGCCAUGUAUGCAUUGAUUGUUAGUGCUGAGGGUGACUGCUACUUGUGUGUGCCGCCUGACCCUGGUAUUGACCCCGGUAUAGGGGCUGCAGCCCUAGGUGCUAGUGAGUCUGCUCCCCCUGGUACUGCGUCGGCUCAGGCCUUGCACACGUUUACACUUGACUCUGGUGCUUCCCGCUGUUUCUUUCGCGAUAGCACCACCGUCACUCCCCUCCCUGCACCUGUCCCUGUCUCACUGGCUGACCCCUCUGGGGGCCCAGUGCUUGCACGGUCCACUACUGUGCUUCCCUGUCCGGCAGUCCCGUCCGGUGAGAUGACAGGUCUCCACCUCCCCUCGUUCUCUACGAACCUGGUGAGCACCGCCGUCCUUCAGGAUCACUGGGUUGACACCUUUACUCCUGGAGGACAGCGGGUGACACACUGCACGUGCUCUCGGACCGGCCGCCACCUGGCCACGUUCACACGUGCGCCUGGGUCCAGUCUGUACACCCUCACCGCUGUGUCGCGUCACGCCCCUUUGUCUCCGCAGCUGUACGCGUCUGCUCAGGUAGCUACCCAGUGUGAGUGUCGCCGCCUGUCGCACGACACUCUCCUGUGGCACCACCGCCUUGGUCACCCCUCCUUGCCUCGCCUGCGUAGCAUGCACUCUCGCUCCCUGAUCACUGGUCUUCCCAGGUCUCUGCCUGCCCUCCCUCCCUCGCCUGCGCCGCCCUGCAUUCCUUGCGUCGAGGGGCGGCAGCGCGCCGCUCCUCACUCCUCCUCGUUCCCUCCCACAGAGGCUCCGCUGCAGACUCUCCACCUGGACGUGUGGGGCCCAGCCCCCGUCCAAAGUCUGGGCCGCGAGCGGUACUUCCUGCUGGUUGUUGACGACUACACGCCUCCGCGAGCGGUUCGAGUCGGACAUCUUGUCCUGCGUCUGCACUCUGACAGAGGUGGUGAGUUCUCCUCCGACCUCUUGGCAGCCUUCUGUGCGGAGCACGGCAUCACCCAGUCACGCACGCUUCCGGCCUCUCCGCAGCAGAAUGGGGUUGCUGAGCGCCGCAUUGGCUUAGUCAUGGAGGUCGCUCGUACCUCCAUGAUCCAUGCGGCGGCUCUUCAUUUUCUGUGGCCAUUUGCGGUCCGGUACGCCGCGCAUCAGCUCAACCUCUGGCCCCGUGUCUCCUUGCCGGAGACCUCGCCCACGCUGCUGUGGACGGGGGAGGUUGGCGAUGCGUCGCGUUUCCGGGUCUGGGGUGCUUGUGCCUUUGUCCGUGAUCUCGCCGCGUACAAGCUCUCUGCUCGCGCCAUUCCCUGCGUCUUCCUUGGUUUUCCUCCUGACGCGCCUGGCUGGCAGUUUUACGACCCCACCUCGCGCCGUGUCUUUGCGUCUCAGGACGUCGCCUCCCAGGUAGACCCCCUCCCCGCGCCAGGUCCUGCUCCUUCAGGUGUUUCUCAGGUAGACCCUCCGGUACCUGCGCCUGUUGAGGUCACUGGUGACUCAGGUCCUGCUGUAGGUGGUCCUGCUCGGGGUGCUAUCUCUGGGGGUGCUGAGCCUGGCGGUGCGGAGCCUGAGCGAGAGGGGUCUGGAGGUGCUGAGCCUGGGGGUGCGGAGUCUGGGGGUGCUGUGCCUGCGCGUGAGGAGCCUGGAGGUGCUGAGCUUGGGGGUGCCGAGUCUGAGGGUACUGAGCCUACGCGUGAGGAGCCUGGAGGUACUGCGCCUGAGAGUACCACGUCUGAGGGUGCUGCGCCUGCACGUGCGGAGCCUGGGGGUGCUGAGUCUGACGGUGCAGCGCCUGAGGGCACUGCGCCUACUUCUGCGCGGUCUCCUUGGAGUAGUCGCCUACGUCCGCGUACACCUCUCACCUCACAGCAGCUGCACGACUGGUACGGUCGCCGUCAGGGUCGCGCUCCUAGCGCUCGUGGAGGUACUUCUGCUGUCGUCACUGGAGCUCGGAGUGGAGCUGGGACUUUGUCUACUGGAGGUGCUGGAGUCGCUGGUCCCGGAGGUGCUCGUACUGGAGGUACUGGAGCUGCUGGGGCUGGAGGUGCUGCGUCUGGGGGUGUUGCUGCUGGAGACACUGAGGCUGGAGACCCUGGGACUAGAGGUGCCGGUUCUGGGGGUGCUGCUACUGGAGACACUGAGGCUGGAGACCCUGGGACUGGGGGUGCCGGUUCUGGGGGUGCUACUGCUGGAGACACUGCGGCUGGAGACCCUGGGACUGGAGGUGCUGGUUCUGGGGGUGCUGCUGCUGGUGGAGCUGGUCCUGGAGGUGCUGGCGCUGGAGGUUCUGGCGCUGCUGGGGGUACUGGAGCUGCUGGAGGGGCUGGAGCUACUGGUGCUGGUUCCACUGCACCGACGCGACUUUUCUUCACUCCGCCGUCUCCGUCGUCUCUGCCGCCGCCUGACUCUGUUCUUCGUCAGGUUCUUACUCUCCCGUCGUCUACUGGUCUUCCAUUACAGCCUGGCUCACCGCUGCCUGCUCCUUCUCCUUACACGGAGCAGGCAGGUAGUCUUGCUAAGCGUCGUGAGCCUGCGUCGCGUCCAGUCUCGCCUGUUCGUCCUGGUCGUACUGGUCGUCGUGUUCCUCGUUCGCGUCAGCCGGCUGUCCCCAGCACACACCUCGUAGUCCGUCGUCCUUCCUCUGCUCUGCAGCCUGUUCCUCUGCCGUCUCUCCCUCCGUCCUCUCUGCCUGACGUUCCGGACCCUGAGUCUGACCGGUUUCGUGCUGAGCACCCUACUGUCACGCGUCUGUUAGCCACUGUUGUUACUGACCCGUCGUUUGAGUCCACUGCUGCGUCUGCCUUGGUUGCUGAGCUUGUUGACUUUGCUGCUGCCUGUCGUCUAGACUACGCCGCUAGUCUUGUUGCUGAGUCUGAGUCUGUCUGUCCACCGUCCGUCGGGGGUGAGUGUGCUCUUAGCACGGACGUCCUUGAGGACAGGCACGAGGACCUUGAGUGUCUUGCAGCCGCUGCGCCUCAUCUCAUGGCCAUGCUGCUUGCCCCUGAGGGAGACCCGGAUGCACCAGACAUCCCCACCCCGCGCUCUUACGCUGAGGCGAUCGCGGGUGAGUACUCCUCUCAGUGGCAGACAGCCAUGGACGCAGAGAUGGCAUCCUGGAAGUCCACAGGCACUUACGUUGAUGAGGUUCCCCCUCCUGGGGCGAACAUGGUCGAUGGCAUAUGGAUUUUCAGGGUGAAGCGGCCGCCGGGUUCUCCGCCUGUCUUCAAGGCUCGUUACGUUGCUCGAGGCUUUAGUCAGCGUGAUGGAGUAGACUUCUUCCAGACCUUCUCCCCCACCCCGAAGAUGACCACUCUUCGGGUGCUGCUGCACGUUGCCGCUCAGCGUGACUACGAGCUUCACUCACUUGACUUCAGCACAGCCUUCUUACAGGGCAGCCUGCACGAGGAGAUCUUGCUGCGCCGCCCACCUGGCUUCACUGGGUCGUUUCCUCCUGGUAACCAGUAG